AUGGCCGUCCCACAUGCCCCAUCCUCGGCCAACAAUCUUGACCUGCCAGUCGACACGAAUCUCACUCUGAUACUCUCAUCACUCACUGCUUACUACGAGAAGAAGCUGGAAUGGACUGGCAUGGAUAUCGAUACAGAGACGGAUUCUGAAGAGGAAUAUGAUCAACUCGAGUCGGAUUCGGAGCCACGACCCGCUAGCCCUUCUCCUACCGUCCGUCGAAAGCAUUGGCGACGCGAAAUGCAGCUGCUCGAGUCAAAGCUCAAGGGAAAGGCUGAUGGGAAACACUUCAAUACUAGCGGCGGACGACGAGGCAGAAAGCCGAUCCCCGACUGCGUUUACUCAUCAUCGGAUUUGCUGAGCGACUACGGCCAAUUGAUGCUGGUCAGGAUGGAGAGUUGCCGUCGCGUGCAAAGACUUGUCGCUUAUAGCAGCAGAUCGAGGAUGAAACACGGAAGCUUCACUGGAUGUAAAGUCUAA
This is a messenger RNA of Mycena indigotica, 477 nucleotides long. RefSeq lists its product as uncharacterized. The transcript has 3 exons. The record is from RefSeq and is a predicted model, not a curated record. The coding region runs from base 1 to 477 and encodes 158 amino acids. Lineage: Eukaryota; Fungi; Basidiomycota; Agaricomycetes; Agaricales; Mycenaceae.